This is a messenger RNA of Parnassius mnemosyne (clouded apollo), 1239 nucleotides long. Lineage: Eukaryota; Metazoa; Arthropoda; Insecta; Lepidoptera; Papilionidae. The record is from the annotation of a GenBank genome assembly.
AUGAAUUUUUCGGACAACGAAGCUGAUGACACAUCGAGCGUUGAAAGCACUUCUAAUACAGACAAUACGUCUCGUAGUGAAACCCCUACAAACUCACGUGUGAAGAAACGUCGACGCGGCAAGAAAAAGGUUACAAAACAAGUCAAACCACCCUAUAAAUUCAAUUGCAGUGCCAAAGAGGACCAUGGCCAACCAUUAUUUGGAUGUCAGUUCAACCACCAUCUUGGAGAGGGAGAGCCUCUGAUUUUCGCAGUUGUGGGGAGUAACCGUGUAUCCAUAUAUGAGUGCCCAGAAUCAGGAGGAUUUAAAUUUCUACAAUGUUAUGCUGAUCCAGAUGUUAAUGAGACCUUUUACACCUGUGCCUGGUCAUAUGAAGAAGAAACCAACCUGCCCCUGUUAGCAGUUGCGGGCUCAAGAGGCAUUGUUCGUAUUUUUCAUCCAGCAACACACACUUGUAUCAAGCACUACAUUGGCCAUGGACAUGCUAUCAAUGAAGUCAAGUUCCAUCCUCGAGACCCAAACCUUUUGUUGUCAGCUAGCAAAGAUCAUGCCCUACGACUUUGGAACAUAAUGACUGAUGUCUGCAUUGCAAUAUUUGGUGGUGUAGAGGGUCAUAGAGAUGAGGUUCUUAGUGCAGAUUUUGAUCUUAAAGGCGAGAGGAUAAUGUCCUGUGGGAUGGACCACUCCUUAAAGCUGUGGAGGCUAGAUAAGCCUUCUAUGAAUGAAGCCAUAAAACAAAGUUAUAACUUUAAUCCACAUAGAGCUCUGAGACCUUUUAAUUCACUAAAGGAACAUUUCCCUGACUUUUCAACACGUGAUAUACAUAGGAACUAUGUUGAUUGUGUGAGAUGGAUGGGUGAUCUAAUUUUAUCUAAGUCUUGUGAGAAUGCGAUUAUCUGCUGGAAGCCAGGGCGGCUAGAGGAUACAGAGUUGCGGCCCGGUGAUAAUGCAGUCACCAUUGUCCACCGCUUCGAUUACAAAGAAUGUGAAAUCUGGUUCAUACGCUUCGCCGUCGACUACAGCCAGCGGGUAAUAGCGUUGGGCAACCAGUGUGGCAAGACGAUGGUGUGGGAGCUGGGCAACGUGGCCGGAGGGUCACGCGUCUCCCAGCUCGUGCACCCUCGCUGUGUGGCGGCCGUGCGCCAGGUAACUUUGUCGCGUAACGGCAAGGUGCUGCUCACUUGUUGCGACGACGGCACCAUCUGGCGGUGGGACCGCGUCAGCAACGGGAUCAAUUAG